Messenger RNA from Dermacentor silvarum, 641 nucleotides. Its product is annotated as 39S ribosomal protein L32, mitochondrial. The record is from RefSeq and is a predicted model, not a curated record. The transcript has 3 exons. Gene Ontology annotation, cellular component: large ribosomal subunit. Gene Ontology annotation, biological process: translation. Gene Ontology annotation, molecular function: structural constituent of ribosome. Bases 292 to 588 code for a protein of 98 amino acids. Lineage: Eukaryota; Metazoa; Arthropoda; Arachnida; Ixodida; Ixodidae.
GAAGGUAGUACAGUUGUGGUACAGUUACCCUUAAAAAAGUUUGUAUGGGUGUUCUGUGGUACACUUCAACUGGGGUGUUGUGUGUACCGGCGUUUCACCUGGUUUCACUAUGGCAUUUUUCUCUGUGGUAGAGAAAAUUCUCAAGUUGUCUGACACCCUUCUCAACAAUGCCACCCGCUUUGUUCGUUUGAGCCAACCCCACCGCUGGAGCCCUGCACUUGUGGGUGACCUCCCAGAUCGGGGUGUGUGUGGGCCGUGCCUACCCGUCGGGUUAGCCUGGAGCGCCGUUUGAUGCGUCGCAUCUCACACCCCUUCUUCCGCAUCAAGCCCAAGGACUACAUCAAGAGCUGUCAUGUCUGCGGCCACUUCCACUUGGCCCACACCAUUUGCGGCCACUGCUAUGACAAGGUGAAGCAGGAGACAGAGCAGCUGCGUGACACCAUAGCCAAGGAGCUCAAGCUGGAGCCAGUGGAAGAGGAAGUGGUCAUUGCCUACCAAGGAGAUGAGAAGCAGGGAGGGCGUGUGGUUGAAGUGGACCGCCCACGGCCAGCAUGGUUUAGCAAGAACUUGAUGAAGCAAUCUUCCUAGUUAUCAGAGUAGUGGUAGACUCCUUGUUGAAUAAAUAUGCCUGUGUGCUUGUU